AUGGAUAUUCUAAAUGUAACAACACACCCCUUUAAUGAUACCAGUAUUGAAGAAUGUCAAUUUCAUAAUUAUCAACCCUUUAUUCCCGGCAAAUUAAAUUACAAUGAUGAGAUUAGAAUCCCCAUUCAAGAGCUCGAUUCUUAUACAUUACCAUCACAAAGUUUUUUAUAUAUUGAAGGAAAGUUAUUAACUGAUUCAGGAAAUGUACCAACUAAACUAAAAUUUAUUAACAACGCGAUAGCAUUUUUAUUCCGCGAGCUACGUUAUGAAUUAAAUGGGGUUGUAAUAGAUUCUGUAAGAGACUUAGGUUUAACUUCAACAAUAAAAAAUUAUCUAAGUCUAAAUGAAAACGAAAGUGUUUUAAUGCAAAAUGCAGGAUGGUACCCUAAAGAAAUCAAAAAAAUUGUUACAGAUUCUAAAGGUGUUACAACAGUAGAGAUUGAAAAAAUAUUAGUAGAUAAGGAUGGAAACUUUAAUGUUUGCAUACCUUUAAAAAUGUUAUCAGGUUUUUUUGAAGACUAUAAAAAAAUUAUUAUGAAUAUGAAACAAGAAUUGGUAUUGAUUAGAUCAAGUGAUGACAUCGAUAGUGUGAUAAGUUCUGAUCAAACUGAAAAACCAAUGAUUGAAUUAAAUAGGUUAUAUUGGUCAAUACCACAUAUAAAACCUAGCUUAAGCCAACAACUUCGACUAACUAAUAUUAGUAAAAGCAAUAAAGAAUUACCAAUUAAAUUUCGCUCUUGGCAAAUGAUACAAUAUCCAUCCUUGAGUUCUUCGAAAAUAAAUACGUGGGUAGUAAAAACAAGUUCCAAAAUUGAGACUCCAAGGCAUGUUAUUAUUGCGUUUCAAAAAAGUAGAAAGGGUAAUUUAACAAAAGAUUUUAGUAAAUUUGACCAUUGUAAACUUAAUAAUAUUCGAAUAUUUUUAAAUUCGGAAAGGUAUCCAUAUAAUGAUUUAAAUUUAGAUUUUGACAAUAAUAAAUUUGCCACUUUGUAUGAAAUGUUUGCUAAUUUCCAAGAAAGCUAUUAUGACCUUCACAUGAAUCAACCAAUAUAUAACCCCAUUGAAUUUAAAAAUAAUGCCCCAUUAGUUCAUAUUGAUUGUUCAAGACAAAAAGAAGUUUUACAAUCAGGUAGUAUUGUUUUGAGAAUUGAAUUUGAAACUGAUGAACCAACAACAUCAGAAACAUCUGCUUUUUGCCUUAUUCUUCACGAGAAAGAAUUUACUUAUAAUCCAACAACAAAGAUUGUUAAACAAUAUUAA
Messenger RNA from Psylliodes chrysocephalus, 1260 nucleotides. The record is from the annotation of a GenBank genome assembly. NCBI's taxonomy places the organism in Eukaryota, Metazoa, Arthropoda, Insecta, Coleoptera, Chrysomelidae.